UUCCCCAGUCUGCGGGAAACCCAAAUUUUCCAGAAGUUCGCUCGGCCGGAUCAUCCGGGGACAAUAUGCCCAGAGAGGAAUUUCCCCAUGGAUCGCCAUGCUCCAAAGAAACGGACGACCCUUCUGCGGAGGGUCCCUCAUAGGCAACCGGUGGGUUGUGACAGCUGCUCACUGUCUUCAUGAAGAUCUGGAUCCCGAAAACCCAGUUUUCCGAAAUGCAGACGUGAUCAGCCCAUCUUCCUUCACCGUUAUCUUGGGGAAGCACCGAACCCAGAGGCCGGACGACACGGAGCAAACCCUCCAACCUCAGGCCAUCCACAUCCACCCUUCCUACAAGGCGGCCACCUUUGAGUACGACAUCGCCGUGGUCAGACUCUCCAAAGAAGCAACCCUGAACAACUACGUGAUCCCCAUUUGCUUCCCAGACGGAUCGCACCAGACAGCCAACAGCCUGGCAAACGUUCUAGCCAAGAUUGAAAUCCCUCUGAUCGGCCACGAAGUGUGCAAGGCAGCCUACGCCAAGCUGCAGAAAAUUGUCACGACGGACAUGAUUUGUGCUGGAGAGGAACAAGGAGGAAAAGAUGCUUGCAGUGGGGACUCUGGGGGUCCCAUGGUGGCUUGGAGCAACCGGACUGGCCAAUGGCAACUCCUAGGGACUGUGUCGUGGGGCGACGGAUGCGGCUUGCAAGACCGCUAUGGGGUCUAUUCAAACGUCCUCUUGUCUGUCCCUUGGAUAAGGCAAGUGGCCGAGAUGGAAGACUGAGGCCUCACCUCCGGAGAGUUUCCCUUCCGUCCUUCCUUCCUUCCUUCCUUCCUUCCUUCCUUCCUUCCUUCCUUCCUUCCUUCCUU
This is a messenger RNA of Pseudonaja textilis, 849 nucleotides long. The record is from RefSeq and is a predicted model, not a curated record. Lineage: Eukaryota; Metazoa; Chordata; Lepidosauria; Squamata; Elapidae.